AUGAGGACCGAGGAGGAUGACCGAGCGAGUGACGGCAGCUCUCCUCGCACGACCAGAACGCCCUCAAAGCAAGUCGAGGCCACGAGCGAGGCCAACCUCAUCCAGGCGAUCACCGAUCUCGGCUCGCCGUCAGAUCAGGGAUGGCUGGACUUGAUGUCAGUCGACCGCGAGACAUAUGGCCUGCCACGUGCUGACAUGGGCCUGAAUGAGGCACAACGCGAAUUCCACCCAGCAGCGUUCCCGUACCACGAGCUAUCCGAGUUGUGCGCUGGAGCCGACGCGGCGCUUGCGCGCCGCGCGCUCAUUGCCGCCCAUCUGAGCGCCCGGCAGGGGCUUCUCGAUCCUGGGGACCUGCACACGGUGCGGAAGCUGAAGAAGCUUUGGCUGCACGAGCAGCAGGGCCGCGUGCGCACCGCCCUGCUGAAGGUCCGGCCCCUCUUCUUUGGCACAGCCUCGGGCCUGAACGCCCUGACCCGGAUCCGGCUGGCCGCAUUUCCGCGCACACGGGCCCUUGUGCUGCUGGUGCUCAACGACAUGCUGCGCGGCUACUCGGAGAUGAUCUACUGCUGCAACCCGUGGUGCGGUCUGCUCGUUUUCUUUGCCCUCGCGAUAGAAAACGCGUGGCUGUCCCUGUGCACCUUUGCCGGGUGCAUGUCGUCGAUCGCUGCUGGGCGUGCGCUGGGCGUGGCGCCCGGGCUCCUGAGCUUUGGGCUGAUCCAGUUUCGGUGCAUGUUUGCGGCGCAAGCCAUUGGGCAGCGCAACAUGCAGACCCCGCCUCAGGACCUCAGCUGGGAGAGCGCAAAGCUGGCGCGGUGCUUCUCGCUGAUCUCCGUCUCCUCCCUGUGGAUCACCGUGCUCGUCAUCGGCCCGUCCGGCCUCCUCCUCCCCACAAUCAAGGUCUCCGACUACGGGUUGGUCCAGCAGCUCGGGCUGACCUGCAUUCUUCUUUGGGGCGCCUCGAAUGAGCUCUUUGAUAACGGCUUUGGUCGAGAUUCCUACCCCCCGCAAUGGCUGCUCCACUUCGAUCCCGUCGACAGCUACGGGGCAGAGAGUCUCGACCACGUCGACUGGAGCCAAGCGGCGCAUGCAAUCUUCCGCUCGACUGGCAGCACGGUGUGGCUCAAAGGCACGCCAGCGUGCGCGCUCAUAUGGAUUGGCAUCAUCCUCACGAGCCCGCUCUUUGCGCUCUGGUUCGCCUUUGGGGCUACGGUCGGGCAGCUCACCCUCAUCUACGGCGGAGCGUCCGCGAGCGUCGUUCAUGCCGGCUUGGGGCUCUGGAAUCCCGCAAUGGUGGCGCUGUGCAUCGGCUGCAUGGUAAACGUCCCCAGCGGCUCGUCCGUCUUAUACAGCGCGAUCGCCGCUUCGUUCACCGUCGCCUUGGACAACGCAUUGUCCAUGGUGUUUAGCGUGUUCGAGCUGCCGUGCACCAUCUCGCACGCGCUUGCGAGCAUCAUUUUCACGCUGCUGCGGUUCACCAAGACGCGCAUGGUGCCUGUGGACAUCAUCGACAGCACGGUUGCCGAGGACCACCUCUAUCAGUACUCCAUGGCCAACACCUGCAUCGAUGAGCUGGCCGAAGUGGUCAACAGGGCGCUGGGUCCGCGCCCAGACCGGUCCUCGGCUUCCCUGGCCACGCGCGAGGCGUGGAGCUUGAGAAAGCUCGCCACGUCGGCGGUGGACCUGCUCUACAUGGUGCUCUCCUUCGGCGCAUUCUCGCGCAGCGAGCUGACCACGGCAGGCGGUGUACACGUCCGUGAUCUGAAGCGCGCGCCCUUCGAGCGGAUCGUUGAGACGCUGCGCAGGGUCUUUGCGCUUCUGGCCGCCGCAGAGGUCGACGAUGAGACAGAUGCCGAGACGCUUCCAGCUCGUGUGCUUGCGCUCCUGCUCCUGAGCGGAGACGUCUCGCUCACCGCCGAGGGCAUCCAGGAGUUUCGGUCCCGCUGGGAUUUGCACAGUGGCAGCGCAAGCAGCUGCUAUCUCUGUGGCAAGGUCGGGCACUGGUCGCAUGAGUGCCCCAGCAGCAAGAAGCAGACGGCCGAGGCGCAAGAGCAUGCAAAGACCAGCCCAAAGCUACGGCGCCCGAUGCUGCCAGCGAUACCGAGCGGCGACAUGCUGCCAUGGUUUCACCGGAUUGAGCCGCUGCCUGGGGCGAACGAGGCAGCCAGGACGGCUGCGCCCAAGGGCGGUCAGCCAGCCAAGGCCAAGCCGACGAAGCUGACGCGGGCGACCACUCGAGAGUCCUCCAUGAUUUUUGCUCUGCUCCAGCUUCACCAUGAGCUCGCCAUGUCCGAGAAGGUGGGGGAGUUCUUCCGCCUCUUCGACCCGGGUGGGCGCGGCACCAUCACCGAGUACGAGCUGGUCUCGGCGCUGUCGGGCAUCUCGGAUGACCAGGAGGACCUGGCCCCCCGCGUGGCACAUAUCUUCAGAGUGGCGGACGCUGAUGGCAACGGCUCGAUCUCAAAGGCAGAGCUGAGGGCCAUGCUGCUGGAGACUCGAGCGGAGAAGGCUUACAGCGUCAAAUUGUGGGCGCGCAUUACGGAUGCGUGCAGCCGCCUGCCCGCCCCCACGCCGACUAUUAAGACCAGGGCGAUGAGGGUCGUCGCCGCCCUGCGAAGCCACUUCGAGAGUGAUUUGACCAAUCGACCGACCGAGCGCGAGUGUGGCGUCACGUUUGCGUAG
Molecule: messenger RNA, 2679 nt
Organism: Emiliania huxleyi CCMP1516
Lineage: Eukaryota; Haptophyta; Isochrysidales; Noelaerhabdaceae
Exons: 4
Coding region: 1-2679 (892 amino acids)
Biological process (GO): urea transmembrane transport
Cellular component (GO): membrane
Molecular function (GO): urea transmembrane transporter activity; nucleic acid binding; zinc ion binding
Source: RefSeq, a predicted model, not a curated record